Molecule: messenger RNA, 1172 nt
Organism: Rhizophagus irregularis DAOM 181602=DAOM 197198
Lineage: Eukaryota; Fungi; Glomeromycota; Glomeromycetes; Glomerales; Glomeraceae
Biological process (GO): neurogenesis
Cellular component (GO): cytosol
Molecular function (GO): protein binding
Source: RefSeq, a predicted model, not a curated record
ACACUCUCUUCUCAAAACUUUACAUUUUUUAAUUAAAAGACUAAAAAUGACACAAAAAAGUUCGUUACAUUAUUAUGAAGAUGGUGAUAUUUUAGUAAUAGUACAAAAUGUAACAUUUAGAUUACAUAAAAAUAUUCUAUCGAUAGCGUCAAAAGUAUUUCAAGAUAUGUUUAAAUGUGCUGUAGCAUCCAGAGAAGAUUUACCAACUAUUAGUUUAACCGAUACAUCGUCAACAAUAUUUGAAAAUCUAUUAUCAUAUUUAUAUCCACAUAAAUUUAUACCUAUUACAUGGGAAAAUAUUAUAGAAUUUUGUGAAUUAGCUGAUAAAUAUGAAAUAUCAAUGGUUCUUGAAGCAGCUGAUAAUUUUUUAAAGACUUAUUUUCAAGAAAAACCUCUCAUUUCUUUGGUCCUAGCCGAUCGGUACAGAUUUAAAUAUAUUUACAAGGAAGCAUCAAAAUUAAUUUUGGAUAAUUUGUUAGUAUACAAAAAAGAACCAGAUUUCAAAAUAAUUUCAAGUAAUACAAGAUGCGCUCUGGUAGAAAAAUAUUUGGAUUUCACUCUCGCAAUAUCUUCAUUCCAAGGAUUAAAACAUCAAUAUGAUUAUCAACAUGCUUGUGAGAAAGAACCACAUUUAUAUACAGUUUGUCUUAACAAACAAAAAACAACUAUGUUAUAUGAAGAAUUUUUUAAUGGUAUACAUUUAGAUCCUACAAAAUCACCUUCUACAAAUUUAAAUAUCUUUUUGGAAUAUUGUAGAAGAUUUAAAAAGAAAAACGAACAAUUAAAUCAAUGUGGUAUUUAUUUUAUUCAAAAUUAUUUAAUUGACAAGGUUGUUAAAUAUUUAUUUUCAGGUGAUGAUAAAGCUGUUGAUACUUUGGAAAGCGAAAAAGAUAAAGAAGAUCGCAAGUAUUACCUAUUAAUUGAAUUAAAAGAUUAACAAUGUGAAUUUUAAAAUGUUAAAAGAGAGAGAAUUUUCAUAUUUUCAAGAUCUUCUUUGGUAGUUUAAAACGUGGAGGGUAUAUAUAUAUAUAGAACUUAGAUUUUUAGCAGCAUCAAAUUUAAAAUAUUGUAAAUAUAUAUCUUCUAUUUUUUUUUGUUUCAUUAUAGAAUAAACUUUUUGGUUAAAAAAAAAAACACAUGCUAAUUAUUUGAAUUUUUUUUAAAUAUUUUUA